ACUAGUCAAACUUGUCUCCUCGCGUCGCGGCUCGUCAGUGUCUCCUCUCCUGCGCGUCCCGCCGGAGACAUGAGGCGGAAGCAGAAGCGGCUGCUGCAGGUCGCCGGGCUGCUCGUCGCGGCGCUGCUCUUCCUGCCGAACGUCGGACUGUGGUCGUUGUACCGGGACCGAGUGUUGGACAACUCGCCCGACAACACGGAGGACGGACCCGGAAGGGACGGACCGGGAGGCGCCGCGCCGGAUCAGGAGUUGACCCAGAGGAGGAAGGUCGCUCAGCUGGGACUGGACGGCGUCCGGCGGACAGACUGGCACGACUACGACGCCAUCAGGAGAGACGCCGCUCGCGUUGGUGACGGAGAACAGGGGAAGCCGUUCCCUCUGUCGGACACCGAGCAGGUGGACCAGGCCUACAGGGAGAACGGGUUCAACAUCUACGUCAGCGACCGGAUCUCCCUCAACCGCUCCGUCCCCGACAUCCGCCACGCAGCCUGCAGACAGAAGCUGUAUGCGGAGAAGCUUCCCAACACCAGCGUCAUCAUCCCGUUCCACAACGAGGGCUGGUCGUCGCUGCUGAGGACGGUUCACAGCAUCUUCAACCGCUCACCUCCGCAGCUCAUCGCCGAGGUCAUCCUGGUCGACGACUUCAGUGACAAGGAGCACCUGAAGGCUCCGCUGGACGACUACAUGUCCCGAGUACCGAAGGUUCAAAUCCUGAGGACCAAGAAGAGGGAGGGGCUUAUCAGGACCCGCCUGCUGGGAGCCGGCGCCGCUAGAGGAGAAGUCAUCACCUUCCUGGACUCGCACUGCGAAGCCAACGUCAACUGGCUGCCACCGCUGCUGGACCGAAUCGCCCAGAACAGGAAGACCAUCGUGUGUCCGAUGAUCGACGUCAUCGACCACGACAACUUCGGCUACGAGACGCAGGCGGGCGACGCCAUGCGAGGGGCGUUCGACUGGGAGAUGUACUACAAGAGGAUCCCCAUCCCCCCGGAGCUGCAGAGGGACGACCACAGCGAACCCUUCGAGUCACCAGUGAUGGCAGGUGGACUGUUCGCUGUGGACAGGAAGUGGUUCUGGGAGUUGGGAGGAUACGACACAGGUCUGGAGAUCUGGGGAGGAGAACAGUACGAGAUCUCCUUCAAGGUGUGGAUGUGCGGAGGACGGAUGGAGGACAUCCCUUGUUCCAGGGUGGGACACAUCUACAGGAAGUACGUCCCCUACAAGGUCCCUGGUGGGAUCAGCUUGGCAAAGAACCUGAAGCGCGUGGCCGAGGUGUGGAUGGACGAAUACGCCGAGUACGUGUACCAGCGCCGGCCCGAGUAUCGCCACCUGUCGGCGGGAGACAUGACGGCGCAGAAGGAGCUGAGGAGUCGGCUCAACUGCAAGAACUUCAAGUGGUUCAUGAGCGAAGUGGCCUGGGACCUGCCCAAACACUACCCACCGGUGGAGCCCCCUGCUGCCGCCUGGGGGGAGAUACGAAACGUGGGCAGCAACAUGUGUAUGGAGAUCAAACACUUUGUGUCCGGGAGCCCGAUCCGCCUGGAGAGCUGCGUGAAGGGGCGGGGCGAGGUGGGCUGGAGCCACGGACAGGUGCUGACGUUCGGCUGGAGGGAGGACAUUCGAGUGGGAGACCCCAUGCACACCAGGAAGCUUUGCUUUGACGCCAUUUCCCACAACAGCCCCGUCACGCUGUACGACUGCCACGGCAUGAAGGGCAACCAGCUGUGGCGCUACAGGAAGGAUCAGAGUCUGUAUCAUCCCGUCAGUAACAGCUGCGUCGACAGCAGCGCGAGCGAGCGGCGAGUCUUCAUGAACACGUGCGACCCGGCGUCCAGCAGCCAGCGGUGGAUGUUCGAGAGAACCAACGCCACCGUGCUGGAGAACUUCAACCAGGACAACAACUGAGGCCACUGGGCAGCGCGACCACGCUUCUUCCAAAGGAAAGGAUCAAGGAUCCGUGAUUUCCUUUGACCAGGUUAGAAAUGAAGCUACUAUAUGAACAAGGUGCUGCUUUAAAAUCAUUCCCCUUGGUGAAGCAGUGAUCCAUUGAUCCAGUGAUCCAGUGAUCCAGUGCACUGGCUCCAGGGGGCAGUCGGACCACACAUCCAGAAUCCAAUCAUACAGCCUGAGCUUGUGACAGGGAAGGAGGUUGGGAGAACCACGGUGGAACUUUCCGCAGGGUGGGAAAACCAGGUUGGAACUUUCUGCAUGGUUGGAAAAUUACCGUGGAGCUUUUUGCAGGGUGGUAGAACCACGUUGGAACUUUACGCAGGAUCGGAGAACCACGUUGGAACUUUACGCAGGGUGGUAGAACCACGUUGGAACUUUACGCAGGAUGGGAGAACCACGUUGGAACUUUACGCAGGGUGGGAGAACCACGUUGGAACUUUACGCAGGGUGGGAGAACCACAUUGGAACUUUACGCAGGAUGGGAGAACCACGGUGGAACUUUACGCAGGAUGGGAGAACCACGGUGGAACUUUACGCAGGGUGGUAGAACCACGUUGGAACUUUACGCAGGAUGGGAGAACCACGGUGGAACUUUACGCAGGGUGGGAGAACCACGGUGGAGAACCACGGUGGAACUUUACGCAGGGUGGGAGAACCACAGUGGAACUUUCCGCUGGGUGGGAGAACCACAGUGGAACUUUCCGCUGGGUGGGAGAACCACAGUGGAACCGUCCUGUGGAAACAAACUUCAGUUUGGACCUAAAGACUUGCUGGUUUGGAUCUGACAAACUGACGCUGCUGGAUUUACUGUUUGGGUUUUUAGUUUUUGCCUCCAGAAUUCCAACACUGGGAUCUGCCUGCUCCUUGUUUUCAGUCAUGGCACCGGAACACUUUUGGAAACUGAGGAGGAAAAGUACAUUAAUGUGACUUAUUUCAUCAAGAUCAGGAUCUCAUCUUGAAAAUGUAAUUAUUUUUUUACUUCCUAAUAAAGUAAAAUGAAAUGAC
Messenger RNA from Scophthalmus maximus (turbot), 2955 nucleotides. Its product is annotated as polypeptide N-acetylgalactosaminyltransferase 10-like. The record is from RefSeq and is a predicted model, not a curated record. Bases 70 to 1905 code for a protein of 611 amino acids. The transcript has 14 exons. NCBI's taxonomy places the organism in Eukaryota, Metazoa, Chordata, Actinopteri, Pleuronectiformes, Scophthalmidae. Gene Ontology annotation, cellular component: Golgi apparatus.